AUGGAAGUUGCAAACCGCACACAUAACAACAACCUGCCGCAUGAACAAAAUGGAAAUGGACAUCAUAAUCAACGACAUGAUAAUCAUCUGGCACCACCAUCGGAUACUCUAGAUCUGGAAAUUGGAUUUGAAAGCAAGCCCAAUAGAGCCCGCUCCAACUCAAAAGUAUAUCGUCAGACAUUACCACCACCUCCUCCACCUGCCAGUUCAUCAAAAUCAUCAAAAUCAUCUACAAAUGGUGGAGUGGUGCCACCUCCAUCAUCAACAACAACAGCAAAUUCAUCAUCAGCAGCUAGAAAUUCUAUAGAUCGUGCACCAUCUGCAAAUUCAUUAUCGUCAUCUUCAUCCUCAUCACCUGUGCCAUCAUCUUCAUCCAUACCGUUACUGAAAAGAUCUUAUUCAAGAGAACAAUACACUUCUAUUCUUCGAUUAUCAUCAUUGAAUGGAACAUUUGAUAGAAAGACAUUGAACAUCCCAACAUUCCCUGAUAUAUUACAACUUGGACGUCCAAAUAGUUCACAAAAGGCACCUAGUAUAGAUAAUGGAUACUUUGACUCCAAAGUUAUUUCAAGAAAUCAAGCUGCAUUAUUCAUUAAAGAUGAUCAAAUAUUUAUUAAAGAUUCAAAUUCUUCAAAUGGUACUUUCGUUAAUAAUGUUAAAAUUGCCAAAGAAACUGCUAUAAAGGAAAAUGAUGUGAUUGAUUUAGGUAUUGAUAUUGAUGCAAAUCAAAUGAAACAACAACACCAUAGAAAAAUUAGUUGUAAAGUUGAAAAAAUAUUCACUAUACCUUUAACCAAUAAUAAUAACAUAGAAUCAAUACUGUAUGACUUGAAUCACAGUGAUCAAAUACAGGCUGAGGAAAGCAAGGAAGUUUCACCAUUUGAUGCCGCCUUUUUCGGUGAUGUUACAACAGAUUUAGAUGAUUUAGCUAUGGGGAUGAAUCAUGAUUUUCUUUCAGGUAUUUUCGUCAACAAUAAUAUUGGAACAAGUUCAAACUUAACAAUUUCUGUUAAGAUUCUUAUGGAUUUGAUUCAUCAAGAAAAAAUGUCAAAUUUAAAACUUCAAUCAAUUGAACGUUUCUUGGAAAAUUAUAAAAUUGAAUUAAGUCGAGGUGAACAAACUGCUAAGAUAAGACAAAUGAAAAGAGAUUUAGAUGAAAAUAAAAGAUUUGCUGAAAGAACAGCUUUUCAAAUGAAAGAACUUGAAGAACAAUAUGAAGAUUUAAGUAAUAGAUUAAGAGAGGAUAAACAAAUAAUUUAUGAUAAAUCAAAUAGAAUAAAAGAAUUAGAGAAUGAAAAUAUAAAUCAUAAAAAAUCUAUCGCUAGAGAUUUAGAAACCAAAAUUGAUGAACAUGAACGUUUGUUAAAUGAUAAGCAGAAAGAAAUUGAUGAAUUAAAAUCAAAUAAACAAACUUUACAAUCAAAUUAUGAAUCAAAUUUGAAAACUCUUGAAGAGAAAAUUUCCACAAAUAAUGACAAUUAUUCCAUUUUAGAAAAGAAGUAUGAGAAGCUGUUAGAAUCUAGAGAUUUAGUGCAGACUAAAUCAGAUUUAAUCAAUAUGAUUUUCAUAUCUUUGGCCAUUGUUAUUAUGGGUCUACUAAUACUAAAUGUGUUUUGA
Hansenula ciferrii is the source of this 1617-nucleotide messenger RNA. RefSeq names its product Vacuolar protein sorting-associated protein. The coding region runs from base 1 to 1617 and encodes 538 amino acids. Gene Ontology annotation, molecular function: protein binding. The transcript has a single exon. Gene Ontology annotation, cellular component: cytoplasm. The record is from RefSeq and is a predicted model, not a curated record. Lineage: Eukaryota; Fungi; Ascomycota; Saccharomycetes; Phaffomycetales; Wickerhamomycetaceae.